Molecule: messenger RNA, 1657 nt
Organism: Lutra lutra (Eurasian river otter)
Lineage: Eukaryota; Metazoa; Chordata; Mammalia; Carnivora; Mustelidae
Gene: RNF133
Product: ring finger protein 133
Exons: 1
Coding region: 244-1368 (374 amino acids)
Source: RefSeq, a predicted model, not a curated record
UUAGUGAGACUGCGAUUUUUUUUUUUUUCAAUCUAAAGUGUUUCUCUUUCCCUCUCUAAUAAAACAUCUGAACCUCCUAGGACAUCUUUAAGAAUUUCUGACAAAAAACAUGCUGGAAGACUGUGAAACUUGUUUUCACCCAGAAGAUUUUUCUCAUGUUGUUAUUCUCCAUUGAUUGUCAACAGAUGUGGAAGCCACAUCUUUCCGUUGGGUUGGCACUUCAGUCUCUAGGUAAGGAGAGAGAUGAAUCUGCUCAGGUUUGGUACUCACGGAAACAACCCUGCAUCUUCCUGGCUUGUGAAACUCGGUUUUCUUUGGCUUCUUUGUCAGAACUGUUGCAGAGCUAGUGCUGUUUGGACUGCUUACAUGAACAUAUCCUUUCACGUUGGGAAUCGCAUGUUGUCGGAGUUGGGGGAAACUGGAGUCUUUGGAAGAAGCUCCACUUUGAAGAGAGUGGCAGGAGUUAUUGUGCCACCAGAGGGGAAAACUCAAAAUGCGUGUAAUCCCACUACCAGUUUCAGAAGGUCAAAGAACUCUGAGACCUGGCUCGCACUCGUUGAACGGGGAGGUUGUACCUUCACACAGAAAGUUAAGGUAGCUGUUGAGAAGGGAGCCAGUGGCGUGAUCAUCUACAACUUUCCCGGAACUGGUAAUCAAGUUUUUCCCAUGUCUCAUCAGGCUUUUGAAGAUAUCGUUGUGGUGAUGAUCGGUAACCUGAAGGGCAUGGAGAUUUUACACUUAAUUCAGAAGGGAGUUCACGUCACAGCUAUAGUUGAGGUGGGGAGAAAACACAUCAUCUGGAUGAAUCACUAUUUUGUGUCUUUUGUGAUUGUCACAACUGCUACUUUAGCAUAUUUCAUCUUUUAUCAUAUUUGGAGACUUUGGGUAGCAAGGAUUCAGAACCGGAGAUGGCAGCGGUUAACGACCGAUCUCAAGAAAGCCUUUGGCCAGCUCCAGCUUCGGGUGCUGAAGGAGGGGGACGCGGAAAUCAGUCCCAACGGAGAUAGCUGCGUAGUUUGCUUCGAACUCUAUAAGCCUAACGAUACAGUUCGUAUUCUCACUUGUAAACACUUCUUCCACAAGAAUUGCAUUGACCCCUGGAUUCUGGCCCAUGGGACAUGUCCUAUGUGCAAAUGCGACAUUCUUAAAGCUUUGGGCAUUCAGGUGGAUGUUGAAGAUGGAACAGAAUCUUUGCAAGUUCUCAUGUCGAAUGAAUUGUCUGGUAACCUCCCUAGCGAAGAGGGGACAAACAACGAACUUCCUCCUCCGAGAGAGUCUGACAAAGUGACCAGUGUGGUGGAGGAGGAGCCCACUCCUCAGAAUGACAGCCAGCCUCCUGCGGUAGCAGAAGUUCCUCCUUCACCUUGACAGCAUGGCCUUUGAGGAAGUGGAUUAAACCUGUUUGUCAACUCAAGUCCUAGUACUGACAAGCAGUUGGUUUGUUUGAAGUGUGGUUUUUGUGUCCCUUUCUGUUACUUUGCUAACUUUCUCCAUUCUCUGUCAAGCAGAAAAAAAGGCCUAGCAGGGUUUUUGUUUGUUUGUUUCCUUUUUUGCCUUUGCUAAAUGUUAACCUUUUGUCAGUGUCUGUCACUCCUGUGAGUAUAUGUGUUUCUACAUACAGGUGCAUGUUAAAAUCAAGGACAAACCUUUCCCCCCU